AUGUCGGAUGUUGAUGAAAGUUUAAACGCGUCUUAUGAGGACAUUUGUGAAUCUGUUGUAAAUAUCUUAAAGGAACAUCCACGACAUCUCAGUUUAAUGCAUUUAAAUACCCAGAGUAUGGUGUCCUCUUUCAACGAGUUCCAGGUCUUUUUAUCUCAGUAUCCGAUGGAUGUUAUCACUAUGAGUGAAACGUGGCUCAAGGAAAAUCCCGCACUUUUAGAAUAUGUUUCUUUGUCCGGUUACGGAGCAGUGUUUCGAAACCGUGACAAGAUCCGUGGGGGUGGUGUAGGAGCAUAUAUUAGCAACUCGAUCAAGUACAAGCGAAGAAAGGACAUUGAGAAUCUUCAACCAAAUAUGGAACAAUUAUGGUUUGAAGUGCCAGGACGAAACAAGAACAGUAAAGCAUUGAUCGGUGUGAUCUAUCGAUCCGAGCGAAUUCAAAGCUCUUCAGAUUGGUUAGACAGUUUUUGCUGGGUCAUCUCACCGUAUCAUGGGAUGGCCUGCUUUUAGUUACUGGUGAUAUCAAUAUUGAUUUAUUGAAACCUAAUGAUCCUCUAAGCAAAAAGUAUCAAUCAAUUCUGGAAAUUUUUGGACUUACUCAACAUGUCACAAAACCAACAUGUGUCACGCAAAAUUCAAAAACUUUAAUUGAUCAUAUUGUAACCAAUGACCCGCAUUGUGUGGCAGCUACGGGAAUAAUCCCAGCUCCUACGAUCAGCGACCAUGAUGCAGUUUUUGCCUGUGUAAACGUGCGUGUGCACCGUUUUCAACCUAGAUACAAAUGGAUACGGCUGGAGAGGAAAUUUGUAACCGAAGAAUUUCUUCAAGACUCCGCUAACCUACCGUUUUCCAUAAUAUAUGGAUUAGAAUCACCCGACGACAUGGUAAAUGCACUCAACACUUUGUUCAGUGAAUGUAUAGAGAGACACGCUCCAUUAAAGUACGAAAGGACAUUAGGAACCAAGCCAGCUGCACUAUCAGAUCUACUUGAAUUCAUUGAUUCUCUUUCCGAUGGUACAACGCCACAGCAAUCAUUCUCUUUACGAUCCGUUUUGCAUUGUGAGGUGUUGUGCGAAAUUGACAAACUCCGCUCAGACACAUCUACUGGCAUUGAUAAUAUACCGGUUAAGUUUGUAAAACUGGCGAGAGAACAUCUGGUGGGUCCUUUACAAUACAUAAUAAACAAUUGUAUUGCUAGGUCGGCCUUUCCAGAAGCGUGGAAAAUUGCAAGAAUAUCGCCCAUCCCUAAAAUAGAUCAACCUUUGUGUGAGGCGGACUAUAGACCAGUCUCAAUUUUGCCGGCGUUAUCAAAGGUAUUUGAGCGGCUUGUUUUAAAUCAGAUGAUUGCGUAUAUUGAAGAAAGGGCGCUUCUUGGAGCUACGAUAUCUGGAUUUCGAAAAGGGCAUUCGACAACAACUGUGUUGCUGGGUAUUCGAGACGCGUUGAUUCGAGCAUCAAAGAAAGGAGAG
Molecule: messenger RNA, 1469 nt
Organism: Paramuricea clavata
Lineage: Eukaryota; Metazoa; Cnidaria; Anthozoa; Malacalcyonacea; Plexauridae
Source: the annotation of a GenBank genome assembly